Messenger RNA from Linepithema humile (Argentine ant), 1409 nucleotides. It is a transcript of the gene HemK2, whose product is annotated as HemK methyltransferase 2. Gene Ontology annotation, molecular function: nucleic acid binding; S-adenosylmethionine-dependent methyltransferase activity; protein methyltransferase activity. Gene Ontology annotation, cellular component: eRF1 methyltransferase complex. NCBI's taxonomy places the organism in Eukaryota, Metazoa, Arthropoda, Insecta, Hymenoptera, Formicidae. The record is from RefSeq and is a predicted model, not a curated record. Gene Ontology annotation, biological process: methylation.
AAUAUUAAUUAUACAUAUGUGAUAUUAUUUUUAAAUUGUUAUUUGCCAAUUAUCACUUUGUAUGUUUUAUGUAAAAUUUUAUAUAAGCCAUGGAAACUCCAAUAGUUAACUUAUCAGAUAAUGAGCUCAAAACAGUAUACGAGCCUUCGGAGGAUUCAUACAUUUUGAUAGAUGCUUUGGAAGCUGAUUCAAAAAUUCUGGAAAUGGUAAAGCCUGUGAUUUGUUUAGAAAUAGGUAGUGGUUCUGGUAUAGUUAUUACAGCUUUAGCAAUGGCAUUGAAGAGACAUCACAACGCUCAUUUUAUGGCAAUUGAUAUCAAUCCUGAUGCAUGUGGGGCCACAAAAAGAACUAGUCUGAUUAAUUCUGUUGAUGUAGAUGUUCUUCAGAUGAAUUUGUUAGAUUGUAUUCAAAUUAGGAAUACAUUUGAUAUUAUUUUAUUCAAUCCGCCAUACGUUGUUACUGAAUACGAGGAAGUACUAGAUGAUAGACUCAUAUUUAAGACUUGGGCAGGUGGUAAAAAUGGUAGACAAGUUAUGGAACAAAUAUUCACUACUAUUCCAGAGAUUUUGUCAGAUGCAGGAAUUUUUUAUCUGGUCAUUAUUAAAGAAAAUGACCCUGAAUAUAUUCUUAGUGCUUUUCAAAAAUUAAAUAUGUCUGGUAGGAUUGUUUGUGAGCGGAAAGUAAGAGGAGAGCACUUGUAUGUUUUGCGUUUUCGUAAAAUCAAGGAAAAUGAAAUAAGUUAACGUCACUACGAAUAUAAUUUCUAUAGGACUUCUUUUAUAUAAUUGUUAUUUUUUCCAUGAUGAGUUGCAGAUAGGAUAUAUUCAAUUAUGAUCUUUUUAUCGAUAAUUAUAAUGUUAUUUAAGUCACAUGUAAACUUAUGUACCAUAAAUACAAUUAAUAAUUAAUUAAUAAGUAUAUAAUUAUAUAUAAUUCAUUUAUAAUGUUAUGUUACAUAGGAAUAAUGACACAAUUUCUUAUCUCUAUAUUCUCUUUUCACUUUUAGCACAAGAAGUAGUAAUUAUUCGUUCGUAAAAGGAAAAACUUGAAAUGAAGUACCCUUAUUUUUACAAAUAUGUAUUAUAAUUUAUUUUAACGUUCUUAAGAUCUAUAUUACUAAUAUAAUAUCGAAACAUAUAAUAAAUAUCAUAUCGUAUCGGCAUCCAGUAUUACGCAAAAUGAGCAUUAUCGUCGUCCAAAGAUCGUACGAGUAGCUUCUUAUUGUAUAUUCAUAAAUUGAUAUGUAAAAUAUGGCUGCAUCUCCCUAUUCUGCUAUCGAGCAGAACGAAUUUAUCCUGUUCAUGUAACAUUAACGCUCUGCAAUGAAUUAUAGUAUUAACACUGAUUUGAAAUUUGUUUAUAGAUAUGCAGAAGCAACAAGUUUAAUAAAACUUCGUCGUCACAAUUCA